Molecule: messenger RNA, 3644 nt
Organism: Fonticula alba
Lineage: Eukaryota; Rotosphaerida; Fonticulaceae
Exons: 1
Biological process (GO): proteolysis; mRNA export from nucleus
Cellular component (GO): nuclear pore
Molecular function (GO): structural constituent of nuclear pore; serine-type peptidase activity
Source: RefSeq, a predicted model, not a curated record
CCGCCGGGGUCUUCACCUGGGCCCGGCACAAUGUCUACCCGCUGAAUGAGCCGACCUCCUACCGACUGGAAGACAGCGGCUGCACGCGCUACGACCGGGUUUCCGCCCUGCAGCCGUAUCAAUUCCCCCGGUCGGCACGCAUUGAGACCGUGUCCUUCCCCACGGCGGAGGACUUGAUCGAGAUCCGCGCGUGGUACAUUCGCGCGCCGGGCUUCGCCGAGCGGGACAUCCUGCGCGAAAGCAGCCACGCCAGGCGCCAUGAGGCGGCCCCCACCGAGGCCCAGCGGUCGAAGCGCGGCGCGGCCACCGAGGGAAUGGUCCUGCGCCGGCGCUGGCGCCCGGAGGCCGGCCCGGCUGACGGCAAGCCCCACGCCCAUCCUCGCCGGCGCGUGGUCACGGUCGAUGCAUCGGUCCACGAAAUGCUUGUCCAGGCCCGGGGCCCGGAGCAGCCGGCCUCCCAGGCCCCGGACCGGAGACGCUCGGACGUGCGACAGUCCUCCGGCCCGGCGCGAGUGCCGCUGCCCGAGUGGCUGCUUCGCCAGGAGGGUGCCUCGGCCAAGGUUGAUUCUGGCGCCGACACUUGGGCCACCGUGGAGGGGCCUCUGACGAGUCGCGGUCGCUGGCGCCGGGGCCGUGACUCGCCUCCCUCCGGCCCUCGGCGCCCAUUGCGCCCGACCCCGAGGACACCUGCUGAACCCUUGGCGACGCAGGCACCAACUGCCAUCCCCACGCCGGCAGCCACGCAGGCCCCGACAGUAGAGGCCACGCAGGCCCCGACAGUAGAGGCCACGCAGGCCCCGACAGUAGAGGCCACACAGGCCCCGACGGCGGCCGCCACACAGGCCCCGACGGCGGCCGCCACGCAGGCCCCGGCGCCCACUGAGCCAGAGAGGGCCGCCCAAGGGAGUGCCGCCGAGCCCCUUGACCAAUCAAAUGGCAGCAUGCACCGCGACCCGCUGGGGCAGGCGGCUCCCGGAGCCGGGAGCUCGGCAGCUGACUUGCCCACCUCACGGGAGAUUGUGGACGAGGAGAAGCCCAAGAAUGGGAGUGUGGCGGAAGCCGGCUCCGGGGCGGUUGCUGCCCCUGCGGGCGAAUCCGGGGCCAUCUCCCCAGGUGCAGAGGAAUCGACGACAGGGCUGCCGCCCCGGCCAAGUGUCAAAUCCGAGCCGCUGGAGUCUUCCCCUGGUGGAGGGGCCCUCCCCAGCGCGGCGGCGCCGCAGAGUGAACCUCGCAAGGUGGACCCCUUCUUCCUGGACAUUGAGGAUGAAUUCGACAAGGAGUUCGACAAGUUUGACGAGGAGUUCGACAAGGAGUUCGACGAGGAUUUCGAUGACGAGGACGACGACUUCGACGAGGACGACGACUUCGACGAGGACGACGACUUCGACGAGGACGAGGACGAGGAUUACGAUGACGAGGACUACGAUGACGAUGACUACGAUGACGAGGACGCGGAAUACGAAGAGGAGUAUGAUCUUGAAGAUGAUGAUGACGACGACGACGACGACGACGGCGGCGAUGAGUAUAUCUACUAUUACUACGAAUACGAGUAUGAGAUGGAGGAGGAGGAAAACCUCGAGAGCAGCGAGACCUGGUCCUAUGUCUGGCGCUACGGCCCGGGCGGAUGGCAGUACGUGCAUGAGCCGGCCUCGGUGCCCUGUCGCCUGGAGGAUGGCUGCCAGGAGGUCACAGUGCCCGGGGGGCCCGACCAGGCCGGUGCCCCGGGCCCCGGCAACUGGAUCCAGGCCAGCAACCAAACAUACAUGACGGCCACGGUGGCCGAGGCCGCCCGGACACAGGCCGCCUUCCCGGACGGCAUGGAGCGGGUGAUCAUCAUGCAGCAUGGGUUCGCCUCGUCCCGGCGGACCCCGAGCGUCCUGCAGCCGGCCUUCCUCCUGUGGCGGGCCGGCUUCAGCGUGCUGCUGGUCGACGCGCGGAACAUGGGCACCAGCGGGCGCCUGCGCGGGUCCAAGCGGCACUUCCACUGGGGCGCCUCGGAGUACCUGGACCAUGUUGGAGCCGUGGACUACCUGGUCCGCGAGCGGGGCAUUCGCCCGGAGCACAUCGGCCUCUGGGGCGUGUCGGCCGGCGCGUCCACCGUGGCCAUCGCCAUGGGUAAGAUGCCCCAAAUCCGCGCGGUAUUCAUGGACUCCGGGGUGUUCAGCCCGCGGAAUGUCCUGCGAACGGCCUUCAACGUGGGCAAUGUGUCGGGCGGCUUCUUCAUCGGCCUCAGCUGGGCCUAUGCCAGGGACAUUGUGCGCGGCGUGCGCCGCCAGGUGGACUUGAAUUGGGCACGUCCGGCGGAUGAGAUGUUCGGCAGCCUGCCCUUGAACUCGGCCGGGCCGGGACCCGGCGGCGGCGGCGGCGGCGGCGACCCGGCCAUGCCGACCGCACCGGUGCCCGGGCAGCAGGUGCGCGUGACCGCCGAGCUGCCCUCGGCCGGCGGCCCGGCGGCCCGGCCGAGCAUGCCGCCCGGCUGGCAGCUUCGCAUCCCUGGGAUUUCCACCCGGGCCGAUGGCAACGCCGUGGACCUGGACCAUGCGCGGCAGCUCCAUCGCCGGGACUCGACCGGGUCCUCGCCGGGGCUGGUCGUCCUCCGGAGCAGCACCGGGCAAUAUGUGUGGUCGCUGCCGGAGCCCUCGGCCCCGGGGCUGGCCGGUGCUCUAUUGGACCGGCAGCUGGCCGUGGCACACUCCAUUGACGAUGAGGUGGUGCCGGUCCGACAGGGGCGCCUCCUCGCCAGUACCGGGCGCAUCGCCGGCUUCCGCGUGCGCGAGUGGUACAUCUCCACCAUCGAUGCCGCGGCCUAUGGAUCGUCCAUGACGGCUGCCGAGCAUGCGUGGGCCCGCGCCGAGCAUGAUCUCCUCGCGGCGCGCGCCGACCCCAGCCCGCCGGAUGCCCUCUCCGGUGGCAUCGGGGCCGAUGCCAGCCGCGUGGAGGAUGCCCAACAACGCCCGCGGCCGAAGGGAGUCCCCCCGGGGGAGAAGCCGGCCAUGGCGACGGCCACCAAGCAGCCACGCAGCGUGGAGUCGGCCCCGGGAACCGGGCCGGUUGUCAUCCCCGCCACGCAGCCGCUCGACACGACCACCUUCCGGCUGGACAUGGACCCGCGGGACUUCUCCUGGUUCGAUCCGGACAAUGUCGACCAGCGCCACGCCCUCCGGCCGGAGGUGACCCCGGCGCACAUCUUCCAGGUGGCCGCCGCGUCGUCGGGCCGUGGGGGGGGCCAGGCUGGACCCGGCGGCAGUACCGCCUCGCCGCCCGGCCCGGGGAGCGGCCAUGACCAGGGGUCCUCCGCGGCUGGCAGCAUGGCAGGCAGCGAUCCGGCCGCCGAGGGGCCGGACCGCACAAUGGAGGCCGCCCCCUCACCGGGGCAGAAACACCCAGGCCCCGGGCCGGUGGGAGGGGAAGCACCCACCGGCGCGGGUGAGGCCCCGGGCGAGCCGUCAUUUUUGGUGGGCCUCGGCCGGUCCCUGCUGUCGUAUGUCACCGGCGGCGGGGGCGGUGGAACACGCAGCCGAGCAUCCGAUCACACGGUGACCAAGGUGCGCGGUCACUGCACCGAGCAUCCGGUCCUGGCAGUGGCCGCUCCGGAGGCAUACGAAGCCUAUGUGACCACUUUCUUCCGGGAGUCGCUACAGUGA